GUUUCCACAAGACUCUCUCAUUCCCUUCUCUUCGUCUCUGUAUAUAUACAAAAUUCGCAACCUUCUCUGUUCAGUUUCUACGUUUUGUCUACUUGAAAAGGACUGCUCUAAGAUUACAUCCAUGGCGGAAGAAGCUGUGCUUGAUUUGGAAGAACUCAGGCAACUCCAGAACAUCGCCAAGAGGCCUCGUGUUCUCAAUCUCAUCAAUUCCGAGAUUUGCAAUUUGGAGAAGCUGAGACAGUCUGCAAGCGGUUCAAGUGCCAAGCCAGAGGUCGAAGUGGCAGCUCCUGCGUCGGUUUCUUCUUCGGUUAAACCGGUUUCUCCGGCAGUGAACUAUGUAACUCUCGGAACAUUCAGCUGGGAUCAAGACAAUGAAAAAGUCAAGAUGUACAUAUCUUUGGAAGGUGUUGAUCAGGACAAGGUUCAAGCUGAGUUCAAGCCAAUGUCUUUGGACAUCAAAAUCCAUGAUGUCCAAGGGAAGAAUUAUCGAUGUGCCAUUCCCAAGUUGCACAAAGAGAUUGUCCCCGAGAAGUGUAAAGUGCUUGUAAAGCCUAAGAGAAUAGUUAUCACAAUGUUCAAGUCUUCAAGAGGAAACUGGGUUGACAUACACCACAAAGAAGAUAAGAUUAAACCUAGUUUUGAGAAAGAGAAAGACCCAAUGGCUGGAAUUAUGGACUUGAUGAAGAACAUGUAUGAGGGCGGAGAUGAAGAAAUGAAGAAGACAAUAGCAAAAGCUUGGACAGAUGCUAGGUCAGGCAAAACAGCUGAUCCAUUAAAAGGACUGUGAAGCAUCUGUGACCAGUGAGCUCACUGGUCAUGUUUUUUUUGGGCGGACCACUUGUGGUUUUAUCUUCUAGUGAUCGUAUCUGUAAAAGAAGUUGGCAAAACUGAAACACCAGUUUUAGACUUUAGUCGUAUGUUUGCUUCGCUGUUUUGCGUAGUAGUUAUUCCUUUGGGUACUUGACAGUUGUUUGAUACUCCCUAGAAGCUUUCUUCUUUUAGAUUCGACCUACUUGUCUUUUGAAGGAUACAAGCUUAUCGUCUUUUUAUGUGGAAAAUCAUAUUUCUGUUUUUCUUUGAAAUAUAAAUCAUGUGAUAUCAGGUAUCGCA
Molecule: messenger RNA, 1110 nt
Organism: Eutrema salsugineum
Lineage: Eukaryota; Viridiplantae; Streptophyta; Magnoliopsida; Brassicales; Brassicaceae
Product: calcyclin-binding protein
Exons: 5
Coding region: 122-787 (221 amino acids)
Molecular function (GO): tubulin binding; S100 protein binding; ubiquitin protein ligase binding
Source: RefSeq, a predicted model, not a curated record